Gastrolobium bilobum is the source of this 637-nucleotide messenger RNA. RefSeq names its product calcium-binding protein KRP1-like. The record is from RefSeq and is a predicted model, not a curated record. Gene Ontology annotation, molecular function: calcium ion binding. The transcript has a single exon. NCBI's taxonomy places the organism in Eukaryota, Viridiplantae, Streptophyta, Magnoliopsida, Fabales, Fabaceae. The coding region runs from base 63 to 413 and encodes 116 amino acids.
UCACACUCUUCUAUGAUCAUGAGCUAUAUACCAAUCUUCUUAUCAUCGUUGAGUUUCACUCAAUGAUGGAACUAGAUUAUGGUUUCGACUUCGAGGACUUUUUUCCAUCCAUGAUUGCACGCUUUGGUGCAGAAGGGUUUAUUGGGGAACUCUGCAACGGGUUUCGUUUGCUAAUGGAUGUGAACAAGAGCCUCAUAACGUUCGAGAGCUUGAAGAUGAACACUUUGUUGCUUGGUUUAGAGGUCAGCGAUGAUGAGCUCGUGUGCAUGCUAAUGGAAGGUGAUUUGGAUGGAGAUGGUGCUCUUAACCAAAUGGAAUUCUGCAUUCUCAUGUUUAGGUUGAGUCCAAGUUUGAUGGAUUCAAGGUAUGGUUCCAAUGUUAAUGUAAUGGAAUAUAAAUCUUCUAUAACUUAAUCUUCUACAUAUAUAAACUUCUCUUUUUCAAUAAAAAGUCUAUCCUUCAGCUAGAAUCGAGAUCAAAGAGAGAAGAAUAUUGUAGUAGCUUUCAAAUAUUUGUAAUUAAAUGACAAAAACUACUCUUUCAGAUUAUAUUUCAUUGUUUCAAUGCAGUGAUGGUUAUUGCUUUAUGUAGAUUCCAUUACCAUGUGUUCUGCUUUCCAAUAUUACAUUAGGUGAUA